AUGAAGAAUCAGUUUGCCGAGGUGAAACUGAUCACUUGUAAACCAAAAAUAGUGUUUUGCCAAAGCGACAAAGCAACUGACGUCCAAUUGGCAUUAAACAAACUGGACUUGAGAACCCACAUCGUAACAUUUGACAAAGGCGAUUACCUUUUUAACUACGCAGAUUUUCUAGACAAAUACGGUGACACGUCCGCGGCUUACGACUUCAAGCCAUCUGACUUUGAUCCAGAAAGUACUAUAGCUUUUCUUAUUGCUACCAGUGGGACAACAGGCUUACCAAAAGCAGCUGCAGUUACUCACAAGAAUAUUGCAAUCACAAACCCAUAUCUGUGG
This is a messenger RNA of Iphiclides podalirius (scarce swallowtail), 333 nucleotides long. NCBI's taxonomy places the organism in Eukaryota, Metazoa, Arthropoda, Insecta, Lepidoptera, Papilionidae. The record is from the annotation of a GenBank genome assembly.